GGAACCGAAGCCCGUGCCCAUCUAGACAUAAGCGAGCAUUUGUAGUGAACUUGCCGUGCGAUUAGACUACCCUGGCUAUAGAUGUAACACAGAGGAAGCUAGUACCUAGCCCCAGGAGUACCAAUUGAAUUAAAUUUAUUCUUUUGUCAAGUUGUGUGAGUUUUCCCUUCCCCCCAUCUUGCUCAUCCCAUCAACUCCUCACAGCGCUCCAACACCCUCACCCCAGACAACCAUGCGUCCCCUCUCCCCCCGCAUCAAGAUCAUUACAUGUCUAGUCCUAUUCCACAUAUCCAGCAUCUCACUCUGGACAAUCCACCACCACAGCCUCCAAUUCCAACGACAACCCGUGGAGCUCCUCAACAAAGCCCACGAGUACCUCACAGGGUCCCCACGGUUUCCCGUGCACAAGAACGACAUCGGGUUCAUUUUCAAAACGGGCUACGGAAACCAAGACAAGAUCACAGCAAUCCUAGACACCUUCCACAAUCUCCAAAAUGUGGUAUUGAUUGGCGACUAUGCUACUAGGACAGGAACACAUUUCAAGCACAAGGACUUGGAGAUACCUGUCUAUGAUGCGAUUGAGGCGACUCUUCGUGCUUUGCCGCCGCAGAGGAAUAGUACAAGGGUGCGCAGUUAUGAGAAGCUUACUGCGGCGAUUGCUGCGGGGGAUGAGGAGGUGGCUGGGAGUAUUGCGAGGGCACAUGGGUGGGAGCUUGAUAUUAUGAAGGUAUGUUUUUUGCGUUUCGUUUUCUUUUCUGUUAGCUGAUAGCUAGCUGGCUGGGACCCCAUCUAACUCAUUGGAUACUGUAGUGGAUAUCGGGUCUUGAGAUUGGAUACCGAUUGUUGCCAAACAAGAAAUGGUACAGUAGGCAUUUCCCAAAGCUUUUCCUUCCUAUUCUGGUUAUGCCACACGUAGUCCGAGACCUAUCUUUGGGAGCUGGUCUUCUUGUCUACCUUCAGAUACUGGGAAUUGUUUCUUCUCCAGAGAAUCAGAGAUGAAUAAUGCUGAUUCGAACACAUCGUAUCGCACAGUGCUAGCCGACGACGACACCUUCAUCAUAGAAGCAUCACUCAUAAAAGUCCUCAGCCAACUUAAUCCCCAGAAACCGCACUACCUCGGGAAAGGCAUCGGGGGCAAAGUCGAAGCAGACCGCUUCGCACACGGCGGCUCAGGAAUCGUCUUUUCAGGCGCCGCACUAUCUCGAGUACUGAGCAAUACCAGCGCAGCACAUACCGCAGCUCUCACGGGAGAGCUGGGCGACGCUCUAACCACUCGCCUCGCAUUGGCGAACGAUGUGCACCUGGAUGAGAGAUUCAGCCUUCAUUUCAAUGGCGAGCGUCCCCGGACGACGCGCAUACGACCGGAUCGGCCGUGCGAUCCGAUUAUCACCUUCCACCACAUGUCGACGGCAGAUAUUGCGGAGUUCCAGCAAAAGCUUUUAGGUGUUACAUCUCCGGUCUCGUGGAUGGUUCUGUGGACGCUCUAUGAAGGGAGGGGUCUCGAGACGUUUAUUACCCAGCCUUUUCGAUCGGAUUGUGAUCAUGUUGGGUUGUCGGAUACAGUUACUGAACAUGUUGAGACGAAGGAGGAUUGUCGCCGGCUCUGUGAUAAGUUCGGUUCGGAUUGUCUGGCGUGGACCUGGACUGCUGGGAGUCAAACGUGCCAUACGAAUCCGUGGAUAGUUAUUGGAAAUGAGGCGGUUGGGAAAGUCACGGGUGUGGUGUCGAGGGGAGUCAAACUGUUGAGUAAUUGCUGACAGGCCGGGGUU
This is a messenger RNA of Hymenoscyphus albidus, 1769 nucleotides long. The record is from the annotation of a GenBank genome assembly. NCBI's taxonomy places the organism in Eukaryota, Fungi, Ascomycota, Leotiomycetes, Helotiales, Helotiaceae.